Trypanosoma theileri is the source of this 1284-nucleotide messenger RNA. RefSeq names its product ribosomal protein L2. Gene Ontology annotation, biological process: cytoplasmic translation. Gene Ontology annotation, molecular function: structural constituent of ribosome; RNA binding. The transcript has a single exon. Gene Ontology annotation, cellular component: ribosome. NCBI's taxonomy places the organism in Eukaryota, Euglenozoa, Kinetoplastea, Trypanosomatida, Trypanosomatidae. The record is from RefSeq and is a predicted model, not a curated record. The coding region runs from base 1 to 1284 and encodes 427 amino acids.
AUGUGGAGACACCGUGUCUCAUCUGCUGUUGUGAUCGGCUUGGGACACCACGGCGGUGUUUCCUGCAGUGGAAUAACCGCCGAUGUAUUCACAGAGAAUGAAAAAAUAAAAAAGAAUAGGACAUUAGCAGUUAUUCAUACAGAUUUCUUUACCAGUGUGGUAUCUACAGCACGGCGAGGGGUGAAAUUGUCUAAUCCCAUUGGUAAACAAGGUAGUCAACAUUAUGGUAUAGAGCCAAAGAUGGAGGCGGGAAAAGAUGUUCAACUUAAACAUACAGAAAUGUAUGAUGGAUAUACGGAUGAUUUUGGUGUUUUUAAAGAAGGUCCUCCCACGGCAUUACGUUUGGAGUAUGUACGUUCUCCAGAUCAUGGAUACUCUCAACAAUUACUACAAAAAGAUAUUUGGUCUCCAUUUCAAGUAAAUGCUAAUAUGAUGAUGUAUACUCCACUUUAUUAUGAUUGGAAAGGAUUUUCUAGUCGUGAUUACUGGGGACAUCGUAGUGGAACCAAUCCAGGAAGUAAAGUUUUACUUGGACACUACAGACGUGUAGAGGAACGUUCAUGGGGAUAUCGUGUGAUGGUUAAUCAUAAACCACAGAAACGUGUACCCAAGUGGUUAGCCUGUAUUCUUCAUUUACCACGUAAAAAAACAUUUGUAGGAUUUUUUCUUUACGCGAAUGGUGCCUAUGUGGCUGAACUUCUUACAUAUAAACAACUCCCUCGUAUUUGCUAUAAUAAACCUUUUCAAGGAUGUAUGCCCACGAUUGGACAAACCAUAUCUUUAAGUGAAGUAACCUAUGGAAAAGAAUUACACUCUGUGGAGAUGUAUCCCGGACAUGGUGGAGUUAUUUGUCGGGCGAGUGGCACAGCGGCGGUGGUCCUGCGGGGCUCCGAACCCAAUCUCGUUCCUCUCUUAUUACCAUCGAAGGAAGUCCGUCUUUUUGAAAAUCAAUGCCAUGCGGUGUUUGGGAGACGGGCGGGGGUGAUGUAUCGAUAUCAACGCAAUUACGGUAAUCGCAAUGUGGAGGAAAAUAUGCCGCAUCGACCGAAAGUUCAUUCAAAAACGAAACGAGUUUCCAGUCAUCCUGCCGGUGGUGGAAAUGGCGGUUCUUCUAAUUUAUUGGUGCCACUGGAUUGGCGUAUUCACCCACGAAAUGCGGUGAAAACAAAAUAUUGGCUCUCUGGUUAUAUUCUGCGGGGAAGACAAUAUAAUAAGAGUCAAACAGUAGCCGAUAUAAAAUCAAAGACAUAUAGCUGGGCCAAUAGAGAUCCCGUUUACCGUUAA